Armigeres subalbatus is the source of this 840-nucleotide messenger RNA. Its product is annotated as endocuticle structural glycoprotein SgAbd-5-like. Gene Ontology annotation, cellular component: chitin-based extracellular matrix. Lineage: Eukaryota; Metazoa; Arthropoda; Insecta; Diptera; Culicidae. Gene Ontology annotation, molecular function: structural constituent of chitin-based larval cuticle. The transcript has 3 exons. Bases 270 to 575 code for a protein of 101 amino acids. The record is from RefSeq and is a predicted model, not a curated record.
UAUUAUUCUACCGCGGUCAUAAGUUCAGAGGUGUCCUCUCGAGCGCGCUUAACGAGUGGCGAUUUCAGCAGCAUUAGACGGGAGCAUACACGCGCUUCAACAUCAACAGGCGAUCGGUGGCUGUUAUUAAGGAAUCGGAAUUCGAAUAGAUAAACAGUGGCGAGCGGUGGACACUAAUUGGAAAAGUGCUUCUAACGAGUGUAACCACAGAUCAAGUGAUUGUGACCAAGUGAAUAAGCAGUUUGGCAAACAAGUUUUUUUUCGCAAAUAUGAAGUUCUUGAUUGUCUUCACUUUCGCUAUCGUGGCAUGCAGUCUUGCCGCGCCACAGGAUGAAGUGCAAAUUGUGCAGUUUACAAACGAGAACACCGUAGAAGGAGGCUAUAACUUUGCGUACGAACAAUCCGACGGACAGAAACGCGAAGAAGCCGGCGUUCUGAAACCGGUUGAGGGUGCCGAAGUGCCAGCCAUUUCCGUCACCGGGUCGUACGAAUUCACGGACCCGACUGGACAGAAAUAUCGGGUGGACUACACUGCUGAUGAGCGUGGAUAUCGGCCUACGGUGACUAAGCUGUAAAAAGCGUUCUCAGCGAGUGGCAAUUAGCAAAGAUAGUACAACGGCAGCGGAACCGGGUUCAAGUGGACAACACCCAAAUAAAGUGUCUUCAUAAUUAGAAAUAGAAAUGUGUUUCAAAUGAAUGGAAUUGUUCCAGCACAUUGAUUCUAUAUUUAUAAGUUUAAUUGAACUGGAAUUUAUAUACCUACUUCAUUUUGUAAAUCGUUUACUUUUUAUUCCAUGUUUCAUGAAACGAAUGAAAAAUAAAAAAGCACAUUUUUUAUAA